AUGAACAGCGACACUACUAUCCGUCGAAUACUGUUCGACGGCACUUGUUGGACUAGAAAAGGAAUCAAGUAUGAAAAAAUUGAAAGAGAUGAUACUUUGUGGCAGACAAAAAUGUUUCCUAAACUAAAUGAUUUUUUUUUCAAUUGUUUAUUACCGGAGUUAGUAGAUCCAAGACACCCAAGAUCUAUGCCUAUUCGAAAUCCAAACAAUAUACUGGAAGCGAAACGGAGAAAGAACGAACAGAAAAUGAAUAAGCAAAUCAUAACAAAUGAAAUUAGAAGAUGUGGAAAGUAUUCAUUAAUAUGUGAUGAGGCACGUUCAUUUAAAGAAGAACAAUUGAGUUUGUGUGUGAGAUAUUGUAAUGGAUUUGAAGUAUGUGAACGUUUUAUAAAAUUUAUUGAUUGCUCUCAGUCAAGGGAUGCAGAAAGUUUGAAAAAUAUUAUUAUAAAUGAACUAAAACAAUUAGAAAUAGCUGACAUACCCAUUGUUGCACAAACAUAUGACGGCGCUAGCGUGAUGUCAGGCGCUGUAGGAGGACUACAGGCUAAGAUUAGAGAAAAAUAUCCAACUGCUGUAUACUUUCAUUGUGCAGCACAUAAACUAGCCUUGGUGGUUACUGACACUUAUAUAACAUUAGGCCAAGCAACUUCAGCAAUUAAUGGUGUAAUACAAACUUUACAAGAAAAAAGGUCUGAUAAGAAUUUUAAACUAUUGUGGAAUGAUAUCACUAACUUUUCAAGAAAGUUUGGUAUUUGUUUGAACUAUGAAGAAUUUUCAAAAAAAAAGGAAACCUGUUGA
Messenger RNA from Melanaphis sacchari, 798 nucleotides. RefSeq lists its product as uncharacterized. The transcript has 4 exons. The coding region runs from base 1 to 798 and encodes 265 amino acids. NCBI's taxonomy places the organism in Eukaryota, Metazoa, Arthropoda, Insecta, Hemiptera, Aphididae. The record is from RefSeq and is a predicted model, not a curated record.